Messenger RNA from Xenopus laevis (African clawed frog), 14099 nucleotides. RefSeq names its product histone-lysine N-methyltransferase 2A. The record is from RefSeq and is a predicted model, not a curated record. The transcript is spliced from 36 exons. Bases 238 to 11751 code for a protein of 3837 amino acids. NCBI's taxonomy places the organism in Eukaryota, Metazoa, Chordata, Amphibia, Anura, Pipidae.
UCUGUGUGUAAGUCAUAGGCAGUGCGUGUAGUUGGGCAUGUGCUUAUUGUUACAUGCAUAUUCAGGGGCCCCUUCUUGUCACAGCCCUGUGCGCUGUAUAUUCAAUACAACGCUCAUAGACUGACAUAGAAAGUGUUUCCUUCUCCAUAGUCUCGGCUUUUCAGUCUCUCCACCCCCAGCCCCGCUCAGUGCUGCUGCGCUCCAGCCCGCGGUGAUAAUAAGAUCCCAGGACACAAAAUGGCGCACAGCUGUCGGUGGCGGUUCCCUGCUCGGCCCGGGACUGGCCGGAGGCUGGGGGCUCGUCACCGAUUAUCAGCUGUACUCCUAGACGAUUCGAGCGACUACAGAACCAACAUUUGCGCCUUUGGAAGCGUUGGCGCAAGCUCCGCAGGAACAUUGGCCCCCGGGGGCCCUGGGAACUGUUUGGGGGUUGCACCCGGAUUUGAUGCAGCGCUGCAGGUGUCGACGGCGAUUGGAAACAACCUGAGAAGAUUUAGGGACGUGUCCGGAGGAAGCAGCGGAGAGGAGGAGCAGUUUCUAGGAUUUGGCUCAGAUGAGGAGAUUAAAAGUCGCAGCCCUGCAAAAUCACCCAAAGUUCAGACAACACAAAGAAAACCUCGUGGUAGACCCCGCAAUAGUCUGUCUCGAAAUUCUGAUGCAUCAUCUAAUCUUGCCGAAAACACCAUAUCAACCCCAAAUAAACAGGAAACCAGACCUCCAGAUAAAGUAAAAAGGGUGGAGAGUAAAACAGAAGAGAAAAAACGGGGAAGACCUCCAGCACAUGGCAAUGUUAAGUUUAAACUGCCACAGGAGAAAAGGGAUGGCACUGAAUCCAUCAAAGCUACUUGUGAAGAAAAAUCAAAAAGGAAAAAACCAUCUGCCACAUUCCAGCAUGCUGCCAAAAUCAAGAAGCUCAGAGCAGGCAAACUAUCUCCUUUGAAGUCAAAGUUCAAGAGCAAUAAAUUAAAGUUGGGUACAAAUGGAGGGGUCUCCAUUGUCCGAAGACGUGGAAGACCACCAUCUUCAGAAAGAUUCAAGACUGACACACAAGGAUCAUUUGGAAAGCAGGUUCCUACAGAGAGAAAUCAACGGGGUAAUAAGGAUGUUUCACCACAGCCUUCAAAAGAAGAUACCAGAGUGUCGGUAAGGCAGAGCCCACGUAGAAUGAAGCCUGUGAGGAUAAUUCCUUCCUCCAAGAGGACAGACACUGCCAUUGCCAAGCAACUUUUGCAGAAGGCCAAAAAGGGGGCUCAAAAAAAAAUGGAGUUAGAAGCAGCAAAACUUCAAGGCUGCAAAGGUAGGACACAGUUAAAGAACAUCCGUCAGUUCAUUAUGCCUGUAGUUAGCACGGUCUCAUCCCGUAUAAUCAAGACGCCAAGAAGGUUUAUCGAGGAUGAGGACUAUGAACCUCCCAUAAAGAUCGCCCGUUUAGAAUCGGCCCCCAAUGGUAGCCGAUUUAGCACUGCCUCAUGUGGAUCUAGUGAGAAGUCAAGUGCUGCAUCUCAGCAGUCUUCACAGGCCACCUCAGAUGACUCUCGCUCUAGUAGUCCUAGUGUAGACACCUCAACAGAGUCUCAAGCCUCAGAGGAGACGCCAGUUGUGUCUGAGCCACAAGGACGAGUUGCUGAGACCAUUACAUCAGUUCCAACCCAACAACAACCCCUAGAAAGCAAUUGUGUAAGGAGCCGAAGGUUACCCGUUUGCAAUAAGAACUUUAGUUCCAGGCCUGCUAAGAAGAUCAUUUUACGUCCAUCUUUUCAGCAAACUGCCUCUGUUUCUCCACCUCCCCCGCUACUAAGUCCACCCACACCUCUACAGCCUUCUGCCAGCCUCCCUGAUCACACACCUUGGUUAAUGCCUGCUAUUCCUGUGGCUACACCUUUUAUCUCUGCCUCACGUAUGCAUGAGAAACGAAGGUCUAUAUUACGGGAACCAACUUUCCGCUGGACUUCCCUAAAACAUUCCAGACUAGAGUCUCAGUACUUUUCUUCUGCUAAAUACGCCAAAGAAGGGCUCAUAAGGAAACCAAUCUUUGACAAUUUCAGACCACCUCCUCUAACUCCAGAGGAUGUAGGAUUAGCUACUGCAUCAGGAUUCCCUUCACAUUCUGUUGUGGGACCCGGAAGACUUUUUUCCCAUAUCCAUUCUUCAGGUGCUAGGUUUGAUGUGCACAAAAGAAGCCCACUGCUUCGUGCACCCAGGUUCACUCCUAGUGAAGCACAUUCUCGCAUCUUUGAAUCUGUCACCCUUCCACCAUCUGCUGGUCGCUCCAGCGGGACAGCUUCCAUGAUGGGCAUUUCUCGGAGAAGUAAAAGGAGGGUGUUCAAUCCCAUCCGCAGCUCUGAGCCUAAAUCACCAUCUCACUCCAUGAGGACGCGAAGCAGGAGAGUAAGCAACAGCAGUUUGUCUGUGCUUACUUCACCCUCGUCCACGUCACUUACAGACAUAUCAGUUAGUCCCCUUGCCGCCAGUGCCUUAAACCCUAGUUUCCCUUUCUCUUCCUCUUCAGUGACUCCAGCAUCUGUAGAUAUUGCAGAGAAAAUUCAGAAACAGCGAAAACCAACCAGCACUCCUGCAGAACAUUUCUCUUCUUCACCCAGUGGCUCUCCAGCCCUCUUCCCUUGGUUCCCUUCAAGUGUACAGAUGGAGAGAGGAAAAAGUAAAAACAGGGGAUCGGUGGAAGCUUCCAAAGAAAGGGAAGUUGAGAAAAACAGGGAGAAAGACCGUGAGAAAGAAAAUUCCCGUGAUUCUAGGAGGGAUAAACGAAAAAAGACCUCUGACUCUGUGUGUAAAAUAAGCAGCGAGAGAAAUGAUGAAGAAGGAAUCAUGACUGCAACCCAGAUUAAAAUGUCAGGAAGAAAGAAGCCUGCCACAGUGGAAUCCAACAUAGACAUUUCCCCAGCCUCAGUCCAUACUGAUCAAAUGCCUGCUAAAAACAAGAUAUCCAAAAAGGGCAGAGCUGUAUCUGAAAAGCCCGAGCUGGAAAUCUGUGCCAAAUCUCCAACAGCAGAGACUCAAGCACAGCUCCCUGCCCAACCUGUGAGUAAUCAAAAGCCGCCCUCUACAUCUAUUAGCUCUAUGCUGGCUCAAGCAGACAAAUUUCCUGUCUCUGACAAACAUGUGGCUGCUCUUCUGAGAAAGGCAAAAGCCCAACUGUGUAAGAUUGAGAAGAGCAAGUUCCUGAAACAAACAGAUCAACCCAAGGCUCAGGGCCAAGAAAGUGACUCUUCUGAGGCAUCGGUUCGCGGUCCAAGGAUAAAACAUGUUUGUCGCCGAGCUGCCGUGGCCUUGGGGCGCAAAAGGGCGGUUUUUCCAGAUGACAUGCCCACAUUGAGUGCCUUACCUUGGGAGGAGAGAGAGAAGGUCCUGUCUUCCAUGGGAAAUGAUGACAAGUCCUCCAUUGCUGGAUCAGAAGAUGCUGAUCAGCCAGCUCCGCCACUCAAACCUAUAAAACAAAUCACACGCAACAAGGCACAGCAAGAGCCUCCUGUGAAAAAGGGACGCAGAUCUCGACGUUGUGGACAGUGUCCAGGCUGCCAGGUUCCUGAUGACUGUGGCAUAUGUACUAACUGUCUUGAUAAACCUAAAUUUGGUGGAAGGAACAUAAAAAAACAGUGUUGCAAGAUGAGAAAAUGCCAGAACUUGCAGUGGAUGCCAUCUAAGGCUUAUCUUCAGAAGCAAGCUAAAGCUGCAAAGAAGAAAGAAAGGAAAUGCAAGGUGACUGAAAAGAAAGAGUUGCCACCUAUUAAGAGCCCUCCAGAACUAAAACCCGCCUCUGCCCUUGGCACCAGUUCUCCCUCUGUACAAGAAGAACCUUCAACCCCAUCUCUGCUUCAAAAAAAGAAUGAGCCUCCUAGGAAACAGACUGAGGAUAAAGUAGAAGAGCAGAUACCUGCCGCUUCCACAAGCGAAACCAAGCAAUCCCCAAAUUCCCGUAAAUCCACCAAGCAGCCUGCUUCACAGCCUUCCACUAACCCUUUACUGGUCCCAUCAACCUCCACACCACCUGCAAAAAAAGAUGCUCCAAAGCAAGUUCCUCCUGAAUCUAGGAAAAAGCAGCCUCCAGUGCUCCCAGAAAAUACCUCAACUGAACAGAACAAACAGAAAAAGCUGGCAAUGAGGCUUGGGGCUCUGCUGAAAUCUAAAGGCAAGGAGAAGGACAAACCUCAAACUCCCAGCAAGCCUGAAGUCAGUUUUAACCUCCUGAACACUUCAUGUAAUGGUGGAACCACCAAACAGAAACCUCCUUCUGAUGGGGUACAUAGAAUUUGUGUAGAUUUUAAGCACGAUUUUGAAGUAGAGAACGUAUGGGACAUGGGAGGCAUCAACCUGCUAACAACUGCACCUGUCACACCACGUGUCGUCUGCUUUCUCUGUGCUAGCAGUGGGCAUGUUGAGUUUGUUUAUUGCCAGGUGUGCUGUGAACCAUUUCACCGCUUCUGCCUAGAGGAGAGAGAGAGACCUUCUGAAGACCAGCUUGAAAAUUGGUGUUGUCGUCAUUGCAAGUUCUGUCAUGUAUGUGGGAGACAGCAGCAGGCUACCAAGCAGUUACUGGAGUGUAACAAGUGCCGCAACAGCUACCAUCCAGAGUGCCUCGGACCAAAUUACCCAACCAAACCCACCAAGAAGAAGAGAGUGUGGAUUUGCACUAAAUGUGUGAGAUGUAAGAGCUGUGGUUCCACUACACCUGGGAAGGGAUGGGAUGCACAAUGGUCACAUGAUUUCUCCCUGUGCCAUGACUGUGCCAAACUUUUUGCCAAGGGAAACUUCUGCCCUUUGUGUAACAAGUGUUAUGAUGAUGAUGAUUAUGAAAGCAAGAUGAUGCAGUGUGGGAAGUGUGAUCGCUGGGUGCAUUCCAAAUGUGAGAACCUCACAGAUGAAAUGUAUGAGAUUCUCUCAAAUCUUCCGGAAAGUGUGGCCUACACUUGUAUAAACUGUACAGAGCGGCACCCUGCUGAGUGGAGGAUGGCACUGACAAAUGAACUUCAGGCCUCUCUCAAAUAUGUACUUACAGCUGUUCUGAAUUCCCGUACCUCCAGCCACCUGCUGCGCUAUCGGCAGGCAGCAAAACCUCCUGAUUUAAAUCCAGAACCAAAUGAGAAUAUGCCAUCCCGUAUCUCCUCUGAAGGGCCAGAUCCUCCUGUUCUGACUCAGGUCGGCAAGCAAGAUGAGCAGCCACCUCUCGAUCUGGAGGGGGUGAAAAAGAAAAUGGACAACAACAAUUACACAUCAGUGCUGGAGAUGAGUGAUGACAUUGUGAGAAUAAUCCAGGCUGCUAUGAAUGCAGAUGGGGGCCAGCCAGAGCUGAAGAAGGCCAACAGUAUGGUGAAAUCCUUCUUUACAAGGCAAAUGGAGCGUGUUUUUCCAUGGUUUAGUGUAAAGAAGUCCAGGUUUUGGGAACCUAACAAAGUUACCAGCAACAGCAGCAUGUUGCCCAAUGCAGUGCUUCCUCCAUCUCUGGACCACAACUAUGCUCAGUGGCAGGAAAGGGAAAACAGGUUGGCGAUGCAGCCAGUGCUGAUGAAGAAAAUAAUACCUGCUCCAAAACCUAGAUCUCCAGGAGACCCAGAGUCUCCACAUCCAAUACAACCAUCAACCCCACCAGCACGAAGUGAAUUUCCACAUGCUGAUCUCUUUGUGGUUUGUCUUCCUGCAGCCACAGAGCAUAACAGGGAGGAGAGUCCAGAACUUCCUCCUCCACCAGGGUUGGAAGAUAACCGUCAGUGUGCUUUGUGCUUGAAGUAUGGUGAUGACAAUGCCAAUGAUGCUGGUCGACUGCUUUAUUUAGGACAAGAUGAGUGGACACAUGUAAACUGCGCCUUGUGGUCAGCAGAGGUAUUUGAAGAUGAUGAUGGCUCCCUUAAAAAUGUUCACAUGGCUGUAAUCAGAGGCAAACAGCUGCGUUGUGAACUGUGCUUAAAGUUGGGUGCCACAGUUGGAUGCUGCCUAACUUCUUGUACUAGCAACUACCAUUUUAUGUGUGCACGUAAAAAGAACUGUGUAUUCUUAGAAGACAAAAAGGUUUACUGUCAGAAACACAAGGAUUUAAUUAAAGGAGAGAUUGUUUCGGAUAAUGGCUUUGAGGUCCUAAGAAGGGUUUUUGUUGAUUUUGAAGGGAUCACCCUACGCAGAAAGUAUCUAAAUGGAUUGGAACCAGAGAAUAUUCACAUAAUGAUUGGUUCCAUGACCAUUGACUGCCUUGGAAUCCUGACUGAUCUCUCAGACUGUGAGGAGAAACUUUUCCCCAUUGGAUAUCAGUGUUCACGUGUGUACUGGAGUACGACAGAUGCACGUAAGCGAUGUGUGUAUACGUGCAAGAUACUUGAGUGUCGCCCUCCACCUGCUGAUCCGGAUAUUAAUAGCACAGUACAACAUGAAGAGAACCGCACAAUUGCACACAGCCCCCCAAGCAUCCCUAGUGAUUUACAAGAAAAUCAGAACUCAGAUGGUAUAAAAUGUAUAGAGACCCUUUGCCUCCCAUCUCCGGAUUCAGUCAGCGCCUCCUCAGUUUCCAAACCUUGGGAAGUGGCACGACCUCCUGGAUGUAGAACCCAUAUAUCACGCCAUUCCCAAUCACAAAGAUCACCUGGUUCUCGACCUCUGCCAUCAGCUGGAAGUCCGUCUCCAGUUACACAUGAGAUUGUGACUGUUGGGGAUCCGCUUCUAUCUUCUGGCCUACGCAGAAUUGGUUCAAGAAGGCAUAGUUCCUCCUCUUUGUCUCCCCAGCAACAUAAAAAGCUCUUUACCCCGCAUCCACAGACUGACUCAUCUAGAUUUGGCCAGGCCCUGCAAGGUAUCACUGUAAACACUCUUGAAAGCAGUGGAAAUGGAGACCCUGUGUGUGUGGGGACAUCUAUGCUAUCAAGUAAGAGUAUUUCUUCCCCUAACAUUGGCCAAAAAAUCAAUGAAUGCAAACUGGAGAAGACACCAGAAGCAAGAUGUGCUGGUCACCUUGAAACCCUUUCAAAAGUCUCAACCCCCAAAACAGAUAAGGUAAAAUUAGUUAGUCCCAGAAUUGCUGAUCUAUCCACUCAACAUCCAAACACCAAAGUUCCCUCUCAAGUGCAGGAGAUGACAACAGAUACUAGCAAAAACAGAGCUGGACAUCUUAAGGACAAUUCUGUCGCACUUCUAAACUUUAAAUCAUCACCUAAUCUACAGCACCAAAAAGUAAUAAGAAGAGAUAAUCAUCAGGCAGUCCUAACACAAAGUGACACACCUUCAUUGGAAAAGGGAAAAAAUUCACAAAUUCAAGCAAGCAAUCAUGGGAUCUCAGUCCACAAAGAUAAAAUAGUUAAAUCCAAGAGGUCUCUGAUAGACAAUUCAAAAGAGAAACUUUCAUUUAAACCCCUUUCUGACAAUGAGCAUGCAUCAGAUAAUAGACAGAAUGAACCAGACACUAAUGGCAAUCACAUCAUAUCUGACACACACACACUGAAAAAACCUAAAGACAAUGGUAUAUCUUCUACAGGCAGCUCACAAUCAGAGGAGCCUAGUCCUGGGAAGCUAGUUCAGAUAAAAAACGUAACCGACGGUGUAUGUGAUAUAGAAACUGAGAAACAAACUUCAAACUCUGCUAAUCAGUCUGCAGAAUCGACUGACAGUGAAAAACAAAAGUGUGCUUCUGAUGGCACAGGAGAUGUGCCAAUAAGCCAAACAAACUUAAAUGCAGACUCUGAACCCCAAACUGGCAGUGCAUACCCUAUUCAGGAAUCCACUCUGGUCCACCAAGAUGGAAGCAAAACUCAGGAGGAUGGCUCUUAUAAAAGGAGAUAUCCAAGAAGGAGUGCCAGGGCACGAUCAAACAUGUUCUUUGGACUUACCCCACUCUAUGGAGUGCGUUCUUAUGGUGAGGAAGACCUGCCUUUUUGUAGUAGCACACCUGGAAAAAAACGAGGGAAGAGGGCAGCUGAAGGGCAGGUAGAUGGUGCAGAUGACAUAAGCACAUCUGAUGAUGAGGAUGUAUAUUACUAUAACUUUUCUAGAACAGUGGUAACUCCUGGAGAUGAAAGAUUGGGUAUUCACAGCCUGUUUAGACCAGAUGAUCAGAGAGAUCUUCACAAGAUUCCACAGCUUGAUGGAGUUGAUGAUGAAGCAGAGAGUGAUAGAAGUGUAAAUGUCACAAAAUCCAAUCAAGCAGGCAAAAGAAGUGGCAAACAAAAUGGAGCAGAGAAACUGCAAACACCAGAGGGGCAUUUAGAAAAAUCUCAUGUAGGCAAGGGUCAAAAGUCAUCUGAGCCAAAACUAGAAAACUGUCACCCAGUAAAGCAGGAUACCCUUGAAGCACAGCUGUCCUUAGAUACUCCGCGUAGGGGCCAUAGUGGAGCUGAAAAGAAUUUGUUGGAUACUUUUAACUCUGACCUACUUAAAUCUGACUCUGAUAAUAACAACAGUGAUGACUGUGGAAACAUACUACCCAGUGAUAUCAUGGAUUUUGUGUUAAAAAAUACACCAUCCAUGCAAGCUCUUGGGGAGAGUCCAGAAUCAUCUUCAUCUGAGCUUCUGACAUUAGGGGAUGGUUUGGGCCUGGACAGUAACCGUGGCAAAGAAAUGGGCUUGUUUGAAGUUUUCUCCCAGCAACUGCCCACAUCAGAGCCAGUUGAUGAUGCUGUUUCAACCACAAUAUCAGAAGAAGAGCAGUUUGAGCUACCACUAGAGCUGCCUUCUGAUCUUUCAGUAUUAACUACUCGAAGUCCAGCUCUUCCUAGCCAGAACCAUAGCAGACUUGAAGUCAUAACUGAUUCUCAGCUGUCCUCUACUGGUGAAAGAUCUCUUUUGGCUAUUUCUACAUCUUCAGACACAAUGGAGAAAAGAGUGACAGUCACAGAGAAGUCUGGAACCCCUGGUGAUGGGGAUUCUUCCCUUUUGGGUCAAAAUGUGGACAGGGCCUCUGAAGGACACAUAACCCCAGAUAGGUUCAUCUCAGGGCAUAUAGAUCAAGAGCAUAUUUCCAGUCCAACUUGUGGACAGGUCGACCAUGCAGGAAGUCAAGAAAGAGCACGGAAUAGUAGUACCCCAAAUCUUCAAGUUUCAGUUUCCCCAUCUGUGUCAAUUCAAAACCAGAAAUAUAUGCCCAGCUCAUCAGAAAGCCCAGGGACAUCACAAAUUCCUAGCAUCAAUACCAUUCAAAGUACACCUCAGCACCUUAAAUCCCCAGCUGAAAAACUUGUUGUAGUAAAUCAGAAUAUGCAGCCUCUCUAUGUCUUGCAAACAUUGCCUAACGGAGUAACUCAAAAAAUACAAAUUGCCCCCACUGUAUCAACAGGCAGCAGCAGAACAGAGGGAGAGGUGCCUGUUCUGAGUCCAAUGGGUGGAGGACUCACUUUGGCGACAGCCCUGAAUCCUAACCUUACUUCGUCUUUUCCUUCUGCCAGCAAAGGCCUCCUUCCAAUGUCUCACCAUGCACACCUUCAACCUUUCUCUGGUGGCCCCCAAACUACAUUCCUGCCUAACCUCAACAACCAGCCAUCUGGUCUUCUUAUCGGUGUGCAACCAUCCAGUGAACCGUCCCUUCUAGUUUCAGAAGCAGGACAGAGAUCAGAUGUUGGAAGUACUUCCAACACAUCUGCUCCUGGCAUGAAUAAGAAAAGGCAGAUCACUCGCUUGCAAACCCGAAAGACCAAAAAGCUAGCACCUUCUGUAUCUCCAGCAUCCAGACAUGCCCCAGAUGUUGUUUCCAAUAUGACUCUUAUAAACUUUGCUCCUUCUCAGAUUACAGGAGCAUUAACUAGUCACACAGGAUUGAUUGACUUGGGCACCAUAGGAAAUACUGCUCCACAUCGAAAUAUUCCCAGCAUCAUUAAAACCUCUAAAUCUGGGGUGAUGUAUUUUGACCAGACUCCACUCCUCCCGCAGAGUGUUGGUACCUCAAGUUCUAUGGGUACUGCACCCAGUGUCAUUGGUUUGGAUACAGGUCACCUAUCUGGACAGGUCACAGGCCUAGCCACUGGAUCUCCUGUUCUAAAUGUUGUAUCCAUGCAACCAGCUUCUGCUGCUACUCCAGUUUCAGGUCAUGUCACUUUAACUAGUCCAGGGAUUCUCAAUCCGUCAGAGUUGAACUCAAUAAGUAAUUUUCUCAUUAAAACAAGUCCACAGAGUUUGGGUAUCCAAGAUAAUCAUGUCACUCUUCCCUCCGGACCAGGAAUGUUUUCUCAGUGUUCUACAUCAGCAACAAUAGCUACCACCUCCAGUUUAUGUGUGGUACCUAGUUCUCAGUCUGUUGGCAUUACUCUUUCCCAACCUGUUAAUGAUCCAGAUUGUCAUUACCCACUUUCCCAUCACAUGAAUAGGCUUCUUAAUAGCAGACCGCAAAUGCUUCCUGAACCGUCAAGUGAAACGAAUUCCAGGUCUCCGGCACUGCAGUUAUUAACAGAAUCUGACGCAAAAUUAACAGUGCCCACUUCUGCUCUUGGACUGCAAAGAAAUCCAGUACCGCAGAAAACAAAGAGCAAAGCCAAGAGGCAAACUACUCCAACUGACAAGACAAGCAGAAAAAAACAGAAGACUUUGCAUCUCACUCGUAACCCUACCACAGUUCGAGAAUCUGAAAGGGAUGAAAAGCCAGCGGCAACAGAUCACAUAGGCACCCACGUGGAAAAAGUGGAUACUGCUGAACUAAUGGUACCAUCCACCAGAAACACUACUGAGCCCACACUGCCUUCUGGACCAUUACCAGUAAUUUCAGACCCGGAGCCCCUUGUAAAGGAUCCGUGUCAUCGAGACCCAAAACAUGAUGAUUCCAAGCAACGAGAAGAAGACACAGGGUUCAGCUCACCUCUAAUGAGACUACUGCAGCAAGAGAGAAACCGUCAAGGCUCCCCUAAAGAGGCAAAACCCAAGACCGGACUUUUGUUUGAGAUAUCCAGUGAUGAUGGCUUUCUGAUUUCUGCAGGCAGCAUCGAAGAGGCCUGGAAAUCACUGACCGAGAAAGUGCAGGAAGCACGAUCUAACGCCCGAUUGAAGCAAUUGUCUUUUGCAGGUGUUAGUGGACUGAGGAUGCUUGGAAUCAUACAUGAUGCAGUUGUAUUUCUGGUAGAGCAGUUGUACGGAGCAAACAGGUGUCGCAACUACAAAUUCCGCUUUCACCGGCCAGAAGGCGAAGAGGAGCCGCCAAUUAAUCCGCAUGGGUCAGCUCGAGCAGAGCUUCACCGAAGGAAAUCCACUUUUGACAUGUUUAACUUCUUAGCAUCCAAGCAUCGUCAGCCACCAGAGUACAAACCAAAUGAUGAGGAAGAAGAGGAAGUACAGCUUAAGUCUGCUCGGAGAGCCACCAGCAUGGAUCUGCCAAUGCCUAUGAGAUUCCGCCAUCUUAAAAAGACCUCAAAAGAGGCUGUGGGGGUUUACAGGUCUCCAAUACAUGGUCGGGGGCUAUUCUGCAAGAGGAACAUUGAUGCUGGGGAGAUGGUGAUUGAAUACUCUGGAAAUGUAAUUCGCUCAAUCUUGACUGACAAAAGAGAGAAAUAUUAUGAUGGAAAGGGCAUUGGUUGCUACAUGUUCCGUAUCGACGAUUCUGAGGUGGUCGAUGCCACAAUGCAUGGAAACGCAGCUCGCUUUAUCAACCACUCUUGUGAGCCCAACUGCUACUCUAGAGUCAUCCCUAUCGAUGGUCAGAAGCACAUUGUCAUCUUUGCCAUGCGAAAAAUUUACAGAGGGGAGGAGCUUACUUAUGACUAUAAGUUUCCCAUUGAGGAUGCAAACAACAAGUUGGCCUGUAACUGCGGGACCAAGAAAUGUCGCAAGUUCCUGAACUAACUACAGUUCUUCUGUCACCUAAAUUAAGUACAAAGUAGGCAUUUGCUCUGUUACUUACACAGGUCUGGCCUGUUUCUUUUUAAAUAAGCAGUCCGUACCUUCACUGCUUCAGUGGCCAUGAAUGCAACGCUACUCUGUCUACUUCUAAAUAACACACAGUGCUGUAUAGUGAUGCUGAGUAUAUUUAUACACUCAUAGGGAGCAUGCUGUGCUGUAUAAUUAUGCAGAGUAUUCCUGUACAUCAUUUUGCUGUCCUUUGGCAGUGAAGAACAUCUGAGUUUAUUUUCUAUUUUAAUCUAUUUUUGUAUGUACCUUACAUUGCAUGGCACUGCUGGGACUCAUAGCUGUGAAUACGACCUACAGAAAUGUGCUCAUAAUACAGAUGUGGGGGUUUUGACUCAUAAAUUGGUAAAGAAGCCUUUUUAUGUUCUGUCUCCUGCUCCUACCCCCACAUAUUUUAGGAACAACAGGAGAUAAUGGAUAUAGGGCUUAGGCAUCUAUAGUUGUAGGUGUCUGUACACAGUGGGCUUCUGAAAUGUUGCCAGUCAUUGGCAUGAUUUGGUUGGAACCAAGUCAUGGUGAGUUGCAAGAGACCUUUCUCCUACAGUCUUGUGGAGACUGCAUUGUUCUGCUCCUGGAGAAAAGGUUGUUCUCAAAAUGAACUGCAAACUGGCAAUGCAGAGGAAACAAAGUUUUACUUGCUUUGUGACCAGUGACCAUUCACUCCAGGGUCCUUCUAUAUACCUCUUCCCCUCCACUGAGGUAUGCUCCUCCUGUGCUAAGCAGGCAGUGGCAGUAUAUGCACUGACCAACAAGGUAGUUUUAGAAAUCUUCAGGGACUUGUGUCUCUUAUUUUUAUUGGAGGUUAAUUAUACAAGCAUGCAGGGGGGUAUUCAGAAAUAUUCACAUUUUCUUGCAGUUAGUAUUAUUAAGGCACUUAAGGGGUGGGCUACCCUAAGGGCAUUAAAGCAGAUGCCUAUAAUUCGUCAAGUUGGCUUGCCUGGAUUUCCAGUACAAGGGAUGAACAAAAUUCCAGACCCUCAUCAUAAUGAAUAAAUAGGAGGCUUACACUCCAUCCUAAAAGUCUGUAAACAACCCAAGGCAAUAUUAAUGUUCAUUCCUUGUUCAUUUUGAAUUUCUUUCUUUAAAAACAUGCAUUGUAACUGUGUCUUACGAUUCUCUCUUAGCGAAUACAGAACAGGAAUUGAAGUGACACGUGAGAGAAAUUAGGGAUAAAAAAUGACUUCAGCAGGAAACUUGUAUCAUAUGUUAGAGAGUUGCAAAUCAUGCAAUACCGAAUUGUUCAUUCUCCUGGAAGGGGCACAAGAGAUAAUGUUUACUGUGGUGGGGUUCUUAAUACUACACAGUGCUUCAUUUCUCCCCACAGUGCAGAGCCCUAAUAUCUUGGAUCAUCCAAUCCAAUCCCUCCCUGGUGUAUCUGACCAAGGAGAGCAGGUUUAAAUUCCUUCAACACAAGCCCACUCAUGUGAGAUCCACCUUCCACUUUCUGUGAGAUAUUCUUCACCUCCCAUGUUCCGUUUACAUGUUCUGUGUUUUUUCGUAAUAUUUAAAAAAAAAAAGGAAUUUUUUUUACAAAAUGUAUAUAGACUCUAUUUUUCUAUUGGAAGCACUUAUUAGUAAAGGAAGCACUUAAAGUGGGGAGGGCAAGGACUGAAAAGAAUUUUGGUUCUUAAGGUUUAUUUUUGAAAAGGUAACAGAUUUUUUCUUUAACCUGUAAAAUCUUAUUUUAUCACAGGCUGCUGCGGAAGAGAUAUUUUGGUUAGUAUCUGAGUCUUUGCUUUGCCUCUCAUUCCUCUCCCUUUGUUUUACAUUGGGCACUCGCAGAACUGUAGAAUUAGAAGCAAAUUUUAUAAUUAAGUGGGAUAAACACUGUGCCAUAAACCUGUUCAUGGCAUUUCAUUUUUAUGCAAAGAUUAUGGGUUGAUUUGCAUUCAGCAAAUGUUGCUUAUUGCUGACUGUAUGGAAUGAAAGCUCUUGUAGACAGGAAUAAUGUACUAAAAUGCAUCUUGGGCCGAAAUGUGUUCUACCCAUAGUUUUAACUAAUUAUCUUUUAUUCAUUAGUGAAGAGCAGGAACUCUCCAGGAGUUUCUCCCUCAUUCUCUAUGUUGGGCCUUAAUAAAGAAAUUCUAUAUACAGAGGGGAAUGAAUGGGCAAAUCCUUCUCUUCCCCAGUAACUCUACCGGCUUCAGUGGGGAGGAGGGAGUUUCUCCAGGAACAGUGUUUAAUAACAGACAAGAUAAUUAAUGACUUUCCCUUGGACUGACGCUGAAAUGAGGUGUCUGCUGUCCCUUCAUAGUUCUUAUCCUUACUUGACAAGUUUGUUUUCA